AUGGGCUUUUCAGCAGCACUCUUUCAGGUUUUGAAAUACAUUUUCAUUUUGUACUUUCUUUCAAGUUACAAAUCAAUUCCCUUAGCAUAUUAUUUCAGAUUCUACAAGAGAAUUGUGUCACUUACAAUCUUGCCAAAACUUUGUUCCAAACAUAAAAACAUUGAUUUUUCCAAAUUGCCCCUACCUUCCUCUGUUGUAUCUACCGAUGAGUUGAAAGUAUUUAGACCUACGAUUUUAAAGACUUAUAACUCUCCAUUUGAAUGCGAUUUCUACCUACAUAAAAACAAUGCUGCUUACUUUACUGAAUGCGAUAUUGCAAGAACCGAGCUAAUGUUGUCUGUUUUCCAAAAUUUCAUGUGGCAUUAUCAAGAUUCAUCCCCAAAUAAAAAUUCGUUUUUCAAAUCCUUAGCAGAUUCGCCUUAUGUUCCUGUUGCUUCGAUUCAGGCCAUCUUCAAGAAAGAAAUUGCUCCUUUUCAAAGAUACAACAUCAUCACCCGAAUCUUGACGUGGGACGAAAAGUGGAUCUUUGUUCUCUCCAAGUUUUGUUCAGGAAAGGACAACAAAAACCUCCACUGCAUCUUGACCACCAAGUACGUCUUGAAGGAAGGCAGAAAGACCAUUCCUCCAAAGAAAGCCUUGCAAAUCUGUGGCAUUUACAACAACAAGAUCCAGGAAAUUGCUGACAAAAACUUGCUCAUAGUCCAGCGGUUCAUUAACACUGGCGAUCUUGAGAACGUUGAGAUGUUCAUCUAG
Molecule: messenger RNA, 753 nt
Organism: Ascoidea rubescens DSM 1968
Lineage: Eukaryota; Fungi; Ascomycota; Saccharomycetes; Ascoideales; Ascoideaceae
Exons: 1
Coding region: 1-753 (250 amino acids)
Source: RefSeq, a predicted model, not a curated record